AUGGCAACACGCCGAGUAAUUGUUCCUGGAGCAUACGGUGUCGUCUACAAGGCUCGAGAGCUAAACUACCCCAACCGCAUCGUUGCUUUAAAGAAGGUCCGACUCGAAGCCGAUGAGGGCGUCCCUAGCACAGCCAUGCGAGAGAUCUCCCUCCUCAAGGAAAUGAAGGACGAAAAUAUUGUCCAGUUGCUGAAUAUUGUACACGUCGAUAGCUACACCCUAUAUCUCGUCAUGGAGUUCCUAGACUUGGAUCUGAAGAGAUAUAUGGAUGCCCUGCCUGUCAGCGAAGGUGGCCGCGGCAGACCUCUCCCCAAAGGAUCGAGAAUGAGCCUAGGUCUUGACGAAGCGAUGGUGAAAAAGUUCAUGGCACAACUUCUUGAGGGUGUCCGUUAUUGCCACAGUCAUCGCAUUCUGCAUCGUGAUUUGAAGCCGCAGAACUUGCUUAUUGACCGGGAGGGUACCCUGAAGCUAGGUGACUUCGGCCUUGCUAGGGCUUUCCGUAUUCCGCUACGGAGAUAUACCCACGAGGUAAUACCCCAACUCGAAGAAAAACCAUUAAAGCUGUUGGAUACUAACGUGUAUUCCCCUACUAAGGUUGUGACCCUAUGGUAUCGUGCCCCUGAAAUUCUUCUCGGUGGUCGCCUUUACUCCACUGGCAUCGAUAUGUGGUCUGUGGGAGCUAUUUUUGCUGAGAUGUGCACUCGCAAGCCACUCUUCCCUGCCGACUCAGAAAUUGAGGAAAUCUUCACCAUAUUCCGCCUCCUUGGGACUCCUAACGAAGAGACCUGGCCCGAUGUCACUACCUUGCCCGACUACAAAGCUACGUUUCCUCAAUGGAAGCGGCCUCGGACCCCUCUGGUGCCAGGCCUGGAGAGUGCUGGCUGCGAUCUACUAGAGGCUCUUCUCCAGUACGACCCCGCGAAAAGGAUUUCUGCGAAGCAGGCUUGCCUCCACCGUUACUUUCGUAAAGGAAUACAAUAUUCUGAUUCGGAAUCCGACUCAGAAUCAAGAUCUUCUCUCCGCCCGACAAAGAAACCUCGCCACAACGUCAACCCAGGUCCAUCUCUGCCGCCCCUACCUGCAUCAUUCCACAAUCUCUAUGCCUCAAGUACACGUGUGAGCGUGCAAGAUAACCCCAGCCUCCAUGGCGGCCGCAAACGCAUAAUUCCCCAUGUGGAAGGAAACUGGCCAACACAUCUUUACCUCGAAUGGUACCCGGGGAAAGACGAGCUAUCGCUCCUUGCAGAUGUCAUCUCUCAGUCUGGCAAUGUGCCAGAUGAAAAAACACCCGUAGUGCACAGUCUUCUCCAUAGCGAUCUGGGUGCCCAGCUACCCCUUCAUAUCAGCCUGUCUCGACCCGUGGUUCUUCGCACCGAACAGCGAGCCUCAUUUACCGAGGCGCUGCAAAAGGCUAUUGACGACUCGCAUGUUUCAUCAUUUCACGUGCAGCCGGAUUCUUUAUAUUGGUCAUCGAACUAUGAAAAGACACGCUGGUUCCUCGUCCUGGGCGUGCAGAGACCGAGCAAUGAUGGUUUAAACCGCCUAUUGAAGCUGUCAAAUGACACUCUUGCUCGCUUUGGCCAGCCGCCACUUUACGCAACCUCCUCGACUAAUGGGCAGCAUACUAGUGUAUCUCUCCAUGAUAGGAGCAGCAGUCUGACCGGCGAGGACUUCUCGAAAUGCUUCCAUAUCUCACUUGCUUGGUGUCUGUCAGAGCCUAGCCCAAAGGAACGUGAACGGGUUGCCGGGAUAGAUUUCCGAGAUUUGAGGGAAAUUCGGGUUGGAUUCGAUAGCGUCAAAGCGAAGAUUGGGAAUAUUGUCGGUAGUAUACCAUUAGAAAAAAGCCCAUAA
Messenger RNA from Penicillium mononematosum, 1851 nucleotides. RefSeq lists its product as uncharacterized. The coding region runs from base 1 to 1851 and encodes 616 amino acids. Gene Ontology annotation, cellular component: nucleus; cyclin-dependent protein kinase holoenzyme complex; cytoplasm. Gene Ontology annotation, biological process: protein phosphorylation; signal transduction; regulation of gene expression. The record is from RefSeq and is a predicted model, not a curated record. The transcript has 6 exons. Gene Ontology annotation, molecular function: ATP binding; nuclease activity; cyclin-dependent protein serine/threonine kinase activity. Lineage: Eukaryota; Fungi; Ascomycota; Eurotiomycetes; Eurotiales; Aspergillaceae.